AGUCGCAAAGCAGGCUUGACACGGGAGCCAUGGGUGCUUUCCCGAACAAGGCAGCCGCCCGGGCGCACAUCGCGAAAGAAGAAGAGGAGAAGAGGAAGUUCCAUGAACACCAGAUGGCCGUCCUUCAAGAGUUGGAUCGGGGGACCAAGGCGAGGAAUGUGGCAUAAGAACAGGGGCCAGGGGCCCAAAAAGGGGUCAUUUUUUGGCUUAGCUCUUUGAGACGGGCGGCUGGUGUUUCUUCUGGCCUUCAAGGUGCCUCACCUUCUCAUCGAGUUCCGAAGUCCUGGUUUUUUCGAGAUUUGUGGCAAGGAUUUGGGCGGAAUCUACGGCAAGCUUGAUGCCUUUCUCAAAGAAACCUUUGGGUGCGAGGAGUGCACGCUGGCUAUGAAGAGCUAUCCCUCAUGCUGCUGCUUCAAGUGGUAUGAGAUAGGGCAGAGGCCCCUCCCCCGCGAGCCUUGGGAUGACUUGUGCGACAGGAUCUACAUUUGUGGGCAGAUGGAUUCCAACGGCAUGGUGAAGAGCAAGGACGGGUUUCAGUUUGACUGGAACUUCGGGAAGAAGUCCAUGCAAAUCGUCGACUUCAUGACCAAUACCUGCGGCUGGGGUUUUCAGCUUUGCGAUGGUAGCAAUUUCGGAAGAUACGGCAGCCACAAGGAGCAGCAACUCAAGUUCAGAGCUCCACAUCCCUUGAACUUCAUCGCGCCUCAUAUCAUGAUCGAGCUCAGGCACGUGGGCGCCGGCUCCAUCAAGGUGAGCGGUCGGAAUGAGGAUGGCAUUCACGGCAAGCUCGCGGCAUGGUUCACGAAGACCUGGGAUGCUAAGCAGUUGGCCAACCAGGACCUCAGAUUCUGCGAUAUGACCUUCAACGUCAAGUGCUUCAAACGCCGAGGAGUGCAAGGCGAGAACAACCUUGGGCUGCGGACCAUGCAGGUCGUGGACUUUAUGACCAGGGAGUGCUCUUGGACCUUGCUGACUUGCAACAGCCACAAUUCGGGUUGGACCGGGGAAGAGCGCGAGCAACAGCUUGUGUUCCGCAAGGAUCAUCACCUGCAGCAAGGACAGCAACACAUCAUGGUCGAAUACCGCGAUUUUGGAUUCAUUGAAGUAAACGGGCUUCAUGAUGCUGGAGAUAUUGGUGCGAAGCUGGACGGUUUCUUCGUGAGGCAAAACAUCAAGGAGCAGAACGACGCCGAAAUGUUUUGCGACAAGAAGUAUAACGUGCCGAGCGGCUUCUUCUACCUAGAAUGGCAGGAUAAACCGAACGCAGUCCUGAGCCCGAAGAACAAUAUUGGCAAGCGGACGAUGGAGCUUGCAAACUUCAUGGCAAGUCAGGGCUGGAUGCUGUUGCUUUGUAACUUUGGGACCAUGUACGUGAAAGCGCCGAAAGGUAUGUACGCCAACCCUAAGCGGGAGCAGCAGAUCAAAUUCACCAAAGCACAAGCUGGCGAAAAGGCCGACUUGCCGCUUCUGAUGAUCCAGUUUCGCACCAUUCCGCUCGACGCCUGGGGCAAGUACGUAGGAUUUAUCGAAAUCAAUGGCCAGGACUGCGGCGGCGUCCUUGAGAAACUGGAUUCUUACCUCAAAAGGACCAUGAGGGCACGCCCGAAGGACCGGCCGCCGUAUUGCGACAUCCUCUACGAGACUGAUGUUUUCAAUUUGAAGGAGGUUUCAUCUGAAAAUGGACACUUGCAGAGCAUGGGGAAGCUGGCGGGUGAAAGCAACUUCGGAAGGUACACCAUGCGCUUGUGCGAUUUCAUGGUUGGCCAUGUCGGGACAUGGGAGCUGGUGGUCUGCAAUGGGAACACCACAGACUCUACUUUCAAGAUUGACCGCGAGCUCUCUUACGCCGUUUGUGCGCGUGAGCAGCAGCUCAUUUUUCGAUACCGCCCCGAUGGCCGCAACGUCUUCAUGGCCGAGCCCGGAACGCAAGGAGCGCUGGGCCGACCACCCCUAGAAGCUCCAGGUUACUGGAAAGAUGACGCCAAAGCCGGGACCGUGGUGAAGAACUUGAUUCCAGCCGGCGCCGAAGAGCUCGCGUGGAUCCAGGAUCUUCUUGAUGCCACCUACAAGGCAAAGGCCACCAGGGACAGGUCCGUGAAGUUGGCUGACCGCUUCGUGGUGGUGAAUGCUCUGCGUUCGGAACACCCUGAGCUCUGGGAGAAGUUUGCGCAGAGACGCACGGAGGUCAGCCGCAAUUGCAACGAACGAUCCGAGAGGGCCUUCAUUGAGCCUAAGACCAGGCAGGCCAGUGAGGCCUUGGCAUCGAAGUGCAAGGAUGCGGCCGGCGCCAAUCCUGCCAACGAGGCAUACUUACUUCACGGAUCCAACCCCACAUCGGCCAUUUCCAUCCUUUCGACAUCCUUCAAGGUGGACUUGGCGGGUGCCUCGGUGGGCACAAUGUUUGGGCCUGGCGUAUAUCUAGCGGAGUCCUCGAGUAAAGCGGAUGAGUAUGCCAGGGACGAGAACACUGGUGGCACCUACGAUGGCCUUUUCGCGGUGAUGCUUUGCCGUGUGGUGCUCGGGAGCUCCCUGCUCGUGGAGAAGCCAGGCGAUUACAGCGCGAAAUGCACCUCGGGAGAAUUCCAUAGCGUGGUCGGAGACCGAGAGAAGGCGGUCGGCACCUUUCGGGAAUUCAUCGUCUUUGACGAGAAGUCCAUCUACCCAGAAUACGUCGCCCUCUACCGCCGCGAGUACACCGACGGCUACGCCUCUCCACAUGUGCCAGGUGACGAGGUUCGCGAACACCGCGAGGGCGAGGUGGUUUCCACUGUUUGAGGUUUCACAGGUCACCUGGAGCAGGAAAUUGCCUGCCCUUGUCCAGAGGUUUGGAUGCACAAGCGCAUCUGUUUUUUUCAUGAAUCCAUUUAGGAUUUGCAGAGAUGCAAACCAUUUUGCUGUGACAAUGUCUACAUGUUGAUACAUUUUUGCCGGGGAGGUUUUUCCUUGGAAUUGCACAAUGGGAUUGCUCUCUGUCCAAAACUAGAUGAAAUGGACAUGAUAGACUGCAAGCCUGCAUAUCUCUGCUUAAGUCUGCUG
Messenger RNA from Effrenium voratum, 3036 nucleotides. NCBI's taxonomy places the organism in Eukaryota, Dinophyceae, Suessiales, Symbiodiniaceae. The record is from the annotation of a GenBank genome assembly.